GAAGAUUUCCUCACUUUCAUGAAAGGACUCAUCUCCUUUCCACUAUAUAUUCCAGGCACUCCAUAUGCAAGAGCUGUUCAGGCUAGAGCAAGAAUAUCUUCUACAGUGAAAGCUAUAGUUGAAGAGAGAAGAUCAAAGGGAGAGAUCUCUGCUGAUAAUAAGAAAAGUGAUUUCCUUGAAAUACUCCUAUCAGCAAAUAGCCUGUCUGAGGAUGAAAGGGUGAGCUUUGUACUGGAUUCUUUGUUGGGUGGGUAUGAAACCACCUCCCUUCUCAUGGCAUUGGCAGUUCUCUUCUUGGGUCAAUCACCAGCUGCUCUGCAACAAUUGAGGGUAGACACCAUCUUUCUCUCUCCUCCCCUUUUAGCCAUUUCAAGCUCCAUAUAAAAAAGCUGAAAUUCAAUGGCCUUCUUUUAAAUUUUUUAUAAAAAGAAAAGAGAAAGAAAAUG
This is a messenger RNA of Magnolia sinica, 446 nucleotides long. RefSeq names its product cytochrome P450 724B1-like. The transcript is spliced from 2 exons. Gene Ontology annotation, molecular function: iron ion binding; oxidoreductase activity, acting on paired donors, with incorporation or reduction of molecular oxygen; heme binding. The record is from RefSeq and is a predicted model, not a curated record. Lineage: Eukaryota; Viridiplantae; Streptophyta; Magnoliopsida; Magnoliales; Magnoliaceae. The coding region runs from base 19 to 384 and encodes 121 amino acids. Gene Ontology annotation, biological process: sterol metabolic process.